This is a messenger RNA of Amblyraja radiata (thorny skate), 439 nucleotides long. Its product is annotated as CDKN2AIP N-terminal-like protein. The transcript has a single exon. Bases 25 to 348 code for a protein of 107 amino acids. The record is from RefSeq and is a predicted model, not a curated record. Lineage: Eukaryota; Metazoa; Chordata; Chondrichthyes; Rajiformes; Rajidae.
CACAACGACCACAAGAACGACAAGAUGGCGGACGAGCUGCUGGAGCAGAACCAGGAGAUCACCGACGUGGUGGAGGGGCUGCGCGGCUGCUGGGAGAGCGACAAACACUGGCGGGUGCGCAGGAACUUUCUGAUCAGGAACCUGUCCGACUACCAGAGCGAGGGCAAGAGCAUGGAAGACCUGGACGACCUAGUCGCGCUCUCCAUGGUCUGGUCCAACCACGUCUUCAUGGGCUGCCGUUAUAAUGAUGACCUCAUGGAGAAGGUAUUGGAAAUGGCAGAUGGAGUUGAAAUUGAAGAUGCGCCACAGUUCACUACCAGAGAUGAGAUCAUGAAAGAGAGACGGUAGAAGUAUUAGCCACGACAGAUUUUUUUUAAAGAGUUCCUGACGAAUGUUUCCAAAGAGGAAGCAUGCAAGUUGGAUGGGGACAGGGGAUGAA